GAAUACCGCUCUGUCUACAGAAAACAGCAACUGUUUGACAGUCUGGCAUUUUUAGCCAUUUCAAUUUUAUUUUUAUUUGAUUAUUUUAUUUUUAUAUUUUUUAUUUAUAUGCUUAUAUGAAUGAAAAAUAAUAUUAUAUAUAAUCAAAAUUAUAGUGUAACGUUCAUUCUCCAACUUCUGAUUUUCUCGCUUCUUCUUUAGACCUGCAACUCCACAAAUUGGAGAAAACAUAAAUAAAUCUUUAUAAUAAAUUAAACUUUAGAAAAACCCAGUUUUUGGUUUGACAAUUAAUCAUUUUUUUGAAGGAAAAAAAUAAUCAUAUUUAUUAAAUAUAUAAAAUUGUUAAACACCCAGUAAUUCUUUUGUUGUAUUAAAACCUUCAUCAUCAUCAACAUGAGUCUUUUUGGCCUUGGAAGCAGAAAUCAGAAGACUUUUCGCCCUAAGAAGAAUGCGCCAUCAGGGAGUAAGGGUGCUCAACUUCAGAAACAUAUUGAUGCUACCUUAGGUAGUGGAAACUUGAGGGAAGCUGUGAAGCUGCCUCCUGGAGAAGAUUUUAAUGAAUGGCUUGCUGUGAACACGGUGGAUUUUUUCAAUCAAGUUAACAUUCUUUAUGGAACACUCACUGAAUUCUGCACAUCUAAUGCCUGUCCAACAAUGACAGCAGGACCAAAGUACGAGUAUAGAUGGGCUGACGGAGUUACUAUUAAGAAACCCAUAGAAGUAUCUGCUCCAAAAUAUGUUGAAUAUCUGAUGGAUUGGAUCGAAGCUCAGUUGGAUGAUGAAUCAAUAUUUCCUCAAAAAUUGGGGUCCCCAUUUCCUGAAAAUUUCCAAGAUGUUGUUAAAACAAUCUUCAAAAGAUUAUUUCGUGUCUAUGCACAUAUCUAUCAUUCUCACUUCCAGAAGAUUGUGAGCUUGAAGGAAGAGGCCCACUUGAACACUUGCUUCAAGCAUUUUGUUCUGUUUACAUGGGAGUUUUAAGCUUCCGUAAUAUCCGAGUAGUCAUUGAUGAUUAAAUCUUCUAUUUCCAAAAGUUCGAGAUGUUGCAACUAUGAUGAAGAUUUGUUUCAUAUCCUUGAUAAAGAGAGAUUGGAAUGAAGUGACAACUGAUUCCAAAUAGAGGGAUCGUUUAACAUCCCUGAUUGGUUUCCGAACUUAAGUUUUAGCUUAUCAGCUGGGAUUUGAGAUGGUAGAUUAUUGAAAUGAACUGAAUAGAAGAAUUCAUGUGGACGAUCAUUAGAAAUGAUUUUUCGUUCAUGCAGCCGACCUCAAUCUUUUGGGAUUAUUAAGACUUUGACAUUGUUGUUGUAACUAGGAUUUAAGAACAUUGUGGCUUUUUUCUCCUUUUCUGAGCAGUCGUAACUGUCAAUUCACUAUGCAUCAUGCUCUGAUUUAGUUCACGUAGCUAGAAUGAUGAUGUGUGCCGUAAUAUUGACAAUGGAUAUGGAAUAUUCAGGAAAAUCAUUUCCGAUAACCUGUUUUUGAAUACAGGAAUUUCGCUUGAUCGACAAGGGUGAGCUAGCUCCGCUGCAAGACCUUGUGGAAUCUAUCCUGCAGUGCUAGUUAAGUGUCUAAAUGUUAUGGUGUAUGCUGUUAUGAUAUAACACAUUUUUGGAAAUUGUUUGGUUAACAUUUUUGGGUCAAUUAUGCCUUAAUAUUUUUGUAUCUUAAUUAUUGUUGAAUAAAUUUUAUCUUGUCCACAAGGAGAUGUUGCAAAAUGCAAUGCCAUGAUCAAAGGAAAUUUCAGGCAGUGCUGCUCUGUGCAACUGAGGAUUGUUUAGCCUCCAUGAAUAAGUUGUCACUGCUAUAUAAUCCCUCCGUCCUUACGAAUA
Messenger RNA from Amaranthus tricolor (Joseph's coat), 1829 nucleotides. Its product is annotated as MOB kinase activator-like 1A. The record is from RefSeq and is a predicted model, not a curated record. NCBI's taxonomy places the organism in Eukaryota, Viridiplantae, Streptophyta, Magnoliopsida, Caryophyllales, Amaranthaceae. Gene Ontology annotation, molecular function: protein kinase activator activity. Gene Ontology annotation, cellular component: nucleus; cytoplasm. Gene Ontology annotation, biological process: signal transduction; positive regulation of protein phosphorylation. Bases 394 to 978 code for a protein of 194 amino acids. The transcript is spliced from 7 exons.